Messenger RNA from Eimeria mitis, 1680 nucleotides. Its product is annotated as WD domain, G-beta repeat-containing protein, putative. Lineage: Eukaryota; Apicomplexa; Conoidasida; Eucoccidiorida; Eimeriidae. Bases 1 to 1680 code for a protein of 559 amino acids. The transcript has 3 exons. The record is from RefSeq and is a predicted model, not a curated record. Gene Ontology annotation, molecular function: protein binding.
AUGAGGCCAGCUCCUCAGGGGUCUAGGGGGCCCCCUGAGAGGCUGUGUGCGAGUGGGAGCGCGGACGGUUCUCUGCGUUUGUUUAAUUUAUUGGAGUGUAAGCGGGCGGAUGCAUGCGCAGCAGCAGCAGCUGCAUGCACAGACAUACCUAUGGGGCUGGUUGCUGAGCUGUAUGGGGCUACGUGGGGCCACAACGACUGGGUCACCUGCUGCGCUUUUGCUGCUGGAGACUGUCUCCUUUCUGGGGGUAUGGAUGGCCGCGUCUGUCUCUGGCCUGAUGUCUCCUCUCCCUCUACAUACACAGAGAGAGAUAUAGAUUCUUUUUGGGGGCCCCAAACACCAUACGAGGAGCAGCUGGAGCACGAGCAGCUGCUGCAGCAGCAGCUGCAGCAACUCACUACCAGAGCAACCAGGGGCCCCCGCAGGGGGCCCCCCAGACCAGAAGGGGGUACUAGGAAGAGGAGAAUACGCUCGACCGAGAUUCUCCCUGGGCACCGCGCGGGUGUCAGUGACCUGAAGGUGAGGGGCCCCUGGGGGGCCCCCCCUGGGUCCGCUGGGGCCCCUGGGGGCCCCGGGUGCCCCGAGGGCCCCAAUGAGGACCCCCUGGCUGCUUCUGUAGGGUACGAUGGGUCUCUGCGUCUGUGGAAUGUAAAGGGGAGGAGACAGAUAGCUGAGCUGCCUGCUGUCGAUCUAGCAGCAGGGGGGUCUCUAUGUGAGCUGUCUCCGUUGCUGCAGUUUGUGUGGCUCAAUGCUUUUGCUGCUGCUGGUAGCCGCAGCGGCUCGGUGUAUGUAUGGGACCUGAAUGCAGCAAAAGUAGCAGCAACAGUAACAGCAGCACACAACGGGGCUGUAGGGGACCUUCAGUUGCUGCUACCCCCACCAGAAGCAGCAGCAGCAGCAGCACCAAGCGUCACAGACAUCAGCAGCAGCAGCAGCAGCAGUGGGUUUGUUCCGCUGCUUCUCUCUGGGGGGAGAGGAGACGGGCGUCUCUGUGUCUUCGACUUGCGUUGUCUCCCUUCAGCUGUAUGUACAGCUUGGGCCCACCCAGCAGCCCUCAACGCAGUGCUGCCGCUGCGGCGGGGUGGGGGCCCCCUACCCUGUUCUGCUGUUGCUACCCUGGGUGCCGAUGGCUGCUGCAAGCUAUGGGACCUGAGGUGUACAGACACCCCAACAGCCAACGUGCAUGCAUCCACUCGUGGCUUCUUGUGUGGGGCUGUCAUCGAUGAACAAAUGGGCUUUCUUUGUGCUGGCGCAGCAGAAGGAGCUGUAUACAUGCUCGAUAUGGGCCUUGGGGGGGGGGCCCCAGCUGCUGCUACCCUUGGGGGGCCCCCAGCUGCUGCUACCCAUGGGGGGCCCCCCGCUGCUGCUACCCUUGGGGGGCCCCCCGCUGCUGCUACCCUUGGGGGGGCCCCAGCUGCUGCUACGCGUAGGGGGCCCGCACUCAUCCAUACCUUCGGGGGGUUCCUAGCUGCUACUAUGGGUGGGGGGCCCCCAAGGCCCAAGCUGCAGCAGCAGCAGCAGCAGCAACAGCUGCAGCUGCAGCAGCAGCAGCAGCAGCAGCAGCAGAAGGAGAAGAAACAGCAGCAGAGACAGCAGCACAGAGACAGGACAGAAGCAGCAGCAGAUGCAUGGGUCCCUCUUCAGCUGCCAGAGGUGACAACACAGCAGCACAACCCCUAA